Molecule: messenger RNA, 255 nt
Organism: Guillardia theta CCMP2712
Lineage: Eukaryota; Cryptophyceae; Pyrenomonadales; Geminigeraceae
Exons: 3
Molecular function (GO): protein binding
Source: RefSeq, a predicted model, not a curated record
GGCAGCGUCGGGCGAUUCGUCAAUCACUCGUGUGACCCCAACAUGGAAGCAAAGCCCGUUCGAAUCGACGCGGCUCUUCCUCGCAUUCUCUUCUGCGCUAGUCGGGACAUUCUAGCUGGGGAGGAGCUGACCAUUAGCUACGGAGAAGGUUCAGAUGCUCACGGAGGGGGCAGCAAGUGCGUAUGUGGGGCAGAAGCAUGUCGGGGAAGCCUCCCAAGGGAGGAAAGUUUGUACGAGGAAGAGGAGAAGAGGUGA